UCCGCACACCUCAUUGGCCAAUUGAGCUGACCGUGCUUAGAUCUUCAACGCUCAUUGGUUAGACUUGCGGAAGGCUUCAUGGGAGUAUGUGGGUGUAGUUUUUUGUAUGUUGCGAAAGAGUGGGUUGAAGCACUUAAUAAACUACACUACCCAGGUAUUCCGAGUAUCUACAACGCCGUACUGUCAAACACUGAACCAGAAGGUCAGACGCUUCUUUUUUUUCUAAAGCCGAUGAAGACAUGUGUGGUAGGAAAUAGAGACGUAGCGACUUCGUUCACUUAGCCAGGGCAGUAUGAACAAGAACUGAGGCUAAUACGGAAAAACAACCACUCGUAUAAAAAUGCAGCGUGCAGCUAACUAACAACCUUCAGUCAGAAAGAAGUAGCCUAGCGUGUCGGCUCUCCUCUCGGCUAGCUUCUCUUCAAAAGUACAUCAAGUGUUCACCAGACAGCCAACAUGCUCAGGAGCCUGGUUCGACUUCGGAGUCACUUCGGAAAUGCCCAUGCUCUCAGUAAAGUGUGCCCAAGAAGUCAGCACGCUCGGUACUCCACGGCACUGGCAGAUAGAAGGAAAUUCUAUCAAGAUGUCAGCAUCUCCCAAGGUGAUGGUGGUAUAUAUGAGAUAAACCUCGACAGAAGGAAGCUGAAGACCCCGGGCGGGAAGCUGUUCACAGUGCCAAAUGAAGCCCUGGCCAUCGCCGUGGCAACCGAGUGGGAUGCUCAAAGGGACACGCUCAAGUUCUACACUAUGCACCUGACCACACUGUGCAACACAGCUCUGGACAAUCCCACCCAGCGUAACGAGGACCAAAUGAUCGGUGCUGCUCUGAAGUUUCUGGAGACUGACACUGUCUGUUACAGAGUCGAUGAGCCCCAUGCUUUGGUUGAGCUACAGAAAAAUGAGUGGGACCCUGUGCUGCACUGGAUUGAAAACAGAUACAAUGUCACCAUUGGCUCCUCGUCCAAUAUUUUGGGUCCUGAGAUCCCAAAUGCAACCAAAGACACAUUCCGGCAACACCUGAAUUCAUACAACUUUUGGUCUCUGACAGGGCUGGAGUAUGUGAUCACACAGCUGAAGUCUGUGGUGCUGUCGAUGGCGAUGAUUGACAGACAUCUGAAUGUGGAACAGGCUGUUCUACUCUCUAGACUGGAGGAGGAAUACCAGAUUCAGAGCUGGGGAAACGUAGAGUGGGCCCACGACUACGACAUGUAUGAGCUUAGGGCACGGACGGCUGCUGGAGCUCUUUUUGUCCACCUCUCAUCUGAGAGUUCAACUAUCAAGCGGAAACUUUUGCAGGACUGAGAAGGAUGAGCUCAAACAUAAAACUCUCAGAGAGCACUCUGCAAAUCUGCCCCUCAAACUGAGAACACCCCUAGCUCCUCAGUUUAUCCAUGAUUCUACAUCCAUGCUGACAAACCAUAACGUCCUGUUUGUUCUAUUUCGCAGCGGCAGCUGCUCUGUCUGUGAUCUGUAGCAGAUUCAUCUCACUCCAGCACAACAUACUGGCUGUCUUUUUUGCAGUGUUUUUAUGUGGCAGCUGCCAAGAGUGACACCCCUCACAGAGUUUCCAGUCGGUUCUCAGGCAUCCGUGACAUUUUGGCCACUGGUGACUACUGCUGUUGUCUGUUUGGUGGUGGAAUGUUAAUUCCACUGCUGCUUUUUUCCCCUGUGUGCUACAUUUGAAUUCUGGAAGGUGCAUAUUCUGCUCUAACAACAAACUGUCCAUACUUACUGCACCAUGUGUAGAUGAAGCUGCAAUGCAUGUGGAAACAUAUUCACUGACAUUAGGUAAAACAUACUACAUUUAAAUUACUAUCUGUAAUUGAGAUUGUCAUAAUUCAUGUUGUAUGUGUUUUGGCAAUUUCAGUGCAGAAAUGAGGUGAGCAAUUAAAUCCUCUAACGAAA
This is a messenger RNA of Scophthalmus maximus (turbot), 1905 nucleotides long. It is a transcript of the gene atpaf2, whose product is annotated as ATP synthase mitochondrial F1 complex assembly factor 2. The transcript has 8 exons. The coding region runs from base 457 to 1302 and encodes 281 amino acids. NCBI's taxonomy places the organism in Eukaryota, Metazoa, Chordata, Actinopteri, Pleuronectiformes, Scophthalmidae. Gene Ontology annotation, cellular component: mitochondrion. The record is from RefSeq and is a predicted model, not a curated record. Gene Ontology annotation, biological process: mitochondrial proton-transporting ATP synthase complex assembly.